AUGGCUGCAUCAGAUUACAAAAGUGACCCAGCGAAAGUCGCAGCCAUGCCCGAAAAUGCGACCGACGUCGUCCGCGUCAGCUCGAACGAGGAGACUCAGGUCAUCGAUGUCGACACGGCCUACCUCACUAGCAGCCCUAGUACAAAAUUUUUUCGGAGUGUAUUAUUUCAGAUGAUCCUCUUUGGAGCUUUGUCUUUUGUUGGCCCGGCUAUGGGAGAUGCCAUCUCGAACCUCGGCGGUGGUGGCCUAUCGUCUCCUUACCUUGGAAACUUGGCCCAAGCACUCAACUAUGCAGCCGGAUGCCUUGUUACUCUCUUUGGUGGGCCACUUAUCAACAAGAUUGGCAUCAAAUGGAGCUGCAUGAUCGCAGCCUUGACGUUCCCCUUGGCGGGAUCCGGAUAUUACACAGCUGCAAGAUAUGGGACACAGUGGUACCUGCUGUUCGAGACAAUUCUGGGCGGGUUCACAGGCGGCUUCUUGUACGUGGGAGAGACUACCGCUAUGCUGUCAUACCCACCUCAAGACGACCGCGGCCUCUACCUUGGGAUCUGGUCUGCAAUGAGGAGCUCAGGCAGUAUCAUCGGUGGUGCCAUUAACUUCGCCACGAACUACGCCAAAGACUCCGCUGGUGGGAUCGCGUGGUCGACAUAUCUGAUCUUCGUCGGCCUUGAGUGCACCGGUGUCAUCUGGGCAUUUUUGUUGUCGCCGACCAAGCUGGUCCGACGGAAGGAUGGAACCGCAGUGCCGACUACUGGGACUGUCACGUGGAAGGGUGAGCUGCACGCCCUAUGGCAGCACGCGCAGCGAAAGAAGACUUGGCUUGUCUUCCUGCCCGCAUUCUACAGCUUCUUCUACGGCGGCACGAUGGGGACGUACUUGUCUCUACAUUUUUCGGUCCGGUCCCGCGCCCUUUCCACACUUAUCGUACCGAUUUCUACGAUCAUUAUGGUUCUCUCGUACGGAAAGAUGUUGGAUAUGAAGCGUUGGUCCCAAUCCAGACGCGCCUGGACCGCGUGGGUGAUGUGGCUGGUGCCACAAAUUGGCUGCUUUAUAUGGAUCGGGAUAGAGUACUCAAAGUUCGGGACAUCAAAGACUGGGCUCGACUACGGCAUAGACGGCAGACGGUGGGCUGAGGCCUACCUGCCUUACUUGAUCAUCUUCACGACCGGGUAUUGGACACAGCUGUCCCUCUACUGGAUCUUGGGCACAUUCUCGACAGACGUCAAGUCGAGUGCCAGAACGGGCGGUCUUUUCCGUGCUUUUGAAACCGCAGGUCAGGCCACCUCGUAUGCCAUCAACUCACAUUACGGCAGCGACCCGCGUACGCCUUUCUACGUCAACUGCGCGGUGCUGGCGCUGACAAUCCCGUGCAUGAUCUUCCUCAUUAAAAUGGUGCCGGAGGCACCGGCUGAGAUCGAUAUUGAUGCCGUGGAAAUUCCCCGGGGCGAAACAGACAACAAGGCGGUCGAGACCUAA
Messenger RNA from Diaporthe amygdali, 1476 nucleotides. RefSeq lists its product as uncharacterized. Gene Ontology annotation, molecular function: transmembrane transporter activity. NCBI's taxonomy places the organism in Eukaryota, Fungi, Ascomycota, Sordariomycetes, Diaporthales, Diaporthaceae. Gene Ontology annotation, biological process: transmembrane transport. The coding region runs from base 1 to 1476 and encodes 491 amino acids. The transcript has a single exon. The record is from RefSeq and is a predicted model, not a curated record.